Arabis nemorensis is the source of this 1239-nucleotide messenger RNA. Lineage: Eukaryota; Viridiplantae; Streptophyta; Magnoliopsida; Brassicales; Brassicaceae. The record is from the annotation of a GenBank genome assembly.
AUGAUCGGCGGAGGAAGGGUUUACUGGGGGAAGAAGACGGAUAAAGAGAUGGACGACGGUGGAUCUAACGGCGUCGUUGUGAUCUUCGCUUGGAGUUCGAUUAACGAUAAUCAUCUCACGAAUUUCGUUGAUCUCUACUCUUCUCUAGGUUGGAAUUCGCUUGUUUGCCGAGCUGAUUUUCUCACUGCGUUUUACCCUGAAAUGGCUUUGUCUCUAGCGUUCCACCUUCUUUCUGAGCUCAUUGAGGAGCUAAAGAGCAGACCAUGUCCCGUUAUCUUUCUAGCUUUCUCUGGGGCUCCCAAGGCGUGCAUGUACAAAGUCUUACAGGUGAUCAUGGGUGAUUGUGAAGCUCAAAUUCAUCCGGAUGAUAGCCAGUUAGUUAGAAACUGUCUUUCUGGACAUGUCUACGACUCUGGUCCAUUGGAUUUUACGAGUGAUUUGAAUGUGAAAUUCGCACUUCAUCCCACCAUACGGCGAAUGUCUGGGCCUUCAAGACUAGUAUCUUGGGUGGCCAAAGGGAUUUCUUCCGGGCUUGACGGUCUAUAUCUUACAAGAUUUGAAUCCCAACGUAGUGAGUAUUGGCAGGCCCUUUACUCAUCGGUUGAAAUUGGGGCUCCGUAUCUCAUUUUGUGCUCCGAGAAUGAUGAACUUGCUCCCCACCAAGUGAUUUCGAGCUUCACCCAUCAUUUGCAGGAACUGGGAGGAGAAGUUAAGGUUGUCAAGUGGAAAAAUUCUCCUCAUGCAGAACACUACACGCAUAAUCCUAUACAAUACCGGGCUGUCAUCUCCAACUUUCUAGAAAAGGCCAUGUCAGUUCACUUGCAGAAAAUCCGGCAGCAUGGAGAAAGAGCUCGCACACAUGAUGAGAUCUCUGAGUUAAUAUGCAACCUUCAGAAAGCAGCUGUGAACUCUAACCAAAGCCUAAGAAGAGUGGCCACUGGGCCAAGUGACCACUUUUUCUUACCCAGCUCAGCGCCGUAUCAAAGCACCAUCAACAACAAUGAUCCAUCAUCUUCACAAGAAGAGCAGAGAGAAAGAUCAUCCUUCCGCCCACUCCAACCAAUGAGCAUAAACGCCCACAGCGUUCUCGGGCAAUUCCUGUUCGACUCAUGUGUUCCAAAGAACAUCGAAGGCUGGGAUAUCAGAUUUGGGGGAUCUCUGAACGGCCAACCAUAUGCCACUUCCCGGAGGAACUCAAAUCUUGGUUUCAAGAAACGCUUCCUCCGUUCAAGACUAUGA